AUGGGUUUCAAGAAAUCUUGGAUGUUUUACCUUGCAGUCAUAUUCGUCAUAUUAAGUACCCUGGCUCAAGAAGCGGAAGCCCGAAGAAAAAUAUUAAGGGGUAGGCGUGUCAUGACCAGGACGUACUACCAUGGCAAUGCUGUGCCGGCGUGGGCUAUAAGCUUAAUGGCGGGGAUAGGAAUGUUACUUAUUGGUGGUGUAUUGUACAUUGUCAUGAGGAAAGUGGUACUUUCAUCAGAGACAGGUUCACUUAAUACAUAUCAACCAGCAUUGCAACAUGAAGAUGUU
Molecule: messenger RNA, 288 nt
Organism: Iphiclides podalirius (scarce swallowtail)
Lineage: Eukaryota; Metazoa; Arthropoda; Insecta; Lepidoptera; Papilionidae
Source: the annotation of a GenBank genome assembly